AUGGCCACAGAGGGAGAAUCUGUAAUUGUGAAGGCAUUCUUGCCCACAGUCCCGCUCCCCGCAAAUAGCGAGCGCGCAGCAAUAACAACGGAUCGCUUACUCGUCCGUCCCCUCCAACCAACCGACUUGGAAGAGUUACACGUCUUGCGCACACAGGAAGAAGUCAUGCGAUGGACCAAGGCGGGGUGUAUCGACGAAAGUCUCGAGGAGACAAAAUCCAAACUGGAUGCAUUCCUACCACCAAACGAUCUUAUCACCGCCAAUUGCGCCAUCUGCCUGAAGAAAACGGGCGAGCUUAUCGGUAUCGGUGGCUGUCAUCUGUAUCCUGGAACGCAUGGGUGGCCUGAAGUUGGAUACAUGCUUCGGACGGACGCUUGGGGGAAAGGCAUCGCGACAGAGUUCUUGAGUUCCUGGCUGCGGUUUUGGUCAGAAUUGCCUCGGACGGAGCGGGAGGUCGGAGUUCAGAAAGGAAUGGUCGUUGGAGAAGGUGUAGUGGAUGAGUGCCUCAUCGCUAUCACGGAAGCAAGCAAUAGUGGAAGCCAGAGGGUACUGUUGAAAUGUGGAUUUGAGCGAUUCCGCGAGUUUUCCGAGGUGGAUGGUACCAAGACCGUGAACCUUGUUGCUUUCCGUUUUCUUCCAAGGCGAUAG
Messenger RNA from Penicillium roqueforti, 648 nucleotides. RefSeq names its product GNAT family N-acetyltransferase. The record is from RefSeq and is a predicted model, not a curated record. Gene Ontology annotation, molecular function: acyltransferase activity, transferring groups other than amino-acyl groups. Lineage: Eukaryota; Fungi; Ascomycota; Eurotiomycetes; Eurotiales; Aspergillaceae. The transcript has a single exon. Bases 1 to 648 code for a protein of 215 amino acids.